AUGCCGCAGCUGGCGGGUGGUGGUGGAGGCGGCGGGGACCCGGAGCUCUGCGCUACAGAUGAAAUGAUCCCCUUUAAAGAUGAAGGAGACCCGCACAAAGAGCAAAGUUACGCCGAAAUCACCAAUUCUGAGGAAGAAGGAGACCUGGCCGAGCUCAAAUCCUCUCUGGUUCAUGAGAGUGAAAUCAGUCCCAACAGCCAUGAUGCAGCUAGACAGUCUCAAAUCACCCCAGAUCCCUACCACGAAAAACACAGAGAGCAUCUGGAUGAUGGCAAGCUGCAGGAUCUGUACAGUAAAGGACAUCCAUACUCCGGUUACCCCAGCUACAUCAUGAUGACCAACAUGAACAAUGAACCCUACAUGAACAACGGCUCCCUCUCGCCUCCCAUGCCCAGAAUGUCAAAUAAAGUUCCAGUGGUUCAGCCGUCCCACGCAGUUCACCCGCUCACACCUCUAAUCACCUACAGCGACGAGCACUUUGCCCCUGGACCCCAUUCUGGACAUCACCCAGACUCCAAACAAGGUAUGCCCAGGCACCAUCCUGGUCCAGAUAUUCCUAACUUCUACUCUCUAUCACCUGGAGGAGUCGGACAGAUCACCCCACCACUGGGCUGGUUUUCUCAUCACAUGGUUCCAGGACCUCCUGGACCACACCCUACAGGAAUCCCUCACCCUGCCAUAGUCAACCCACAGGUCAAACACGAGCCGCUGCACGAGACAGACUUAAUGCACAUGAAGCCUCAACACGAACAGAGAAAAGAGCAAGAGCCCAAGAGGCCUCACAUCAAGAAGCCGCUCAACGCCUUCAUGCUCUACAUGAAGGAGAUGCGUGCCAACGUGGUGGCCGAAUGCACGCUCAAGGAGAGCGCCGCCAUCAACCAGAUCCUGGGUAGAAGGUGGCACGCUUUAUCUCGGGAGGAGCAAGCUAAGUAUUACGAAUUAGCCCGCAAGGAACGGCAGCUCCACAUGCAGUUGUACCCCGGCUGGUCUGCCAGAGACAAUUACGGGAAAAAAAAGAAGAGGAAGAGGGAAAAGCUUCAGGAAUCUCCUGCAGGCUUCCAUUUUCUGCAGGUACAGGCCAGAGAAUGAAAACAGCGUACAUCUAAGCAAUGGAUGAAAACAGACCCCUUUCUCCUCAUGCAAAGCGAAGGCAGCAGCCGAGGGGCCCUUUUAGAGAUGGAAGCCCGUUAGACUCUCUGACCUCUGACCCCCUCCAACCUUUUUUCGACUUCCCGCCGACCUCUCCGAGGGCUCCAGCUCUGAGCGCGCUCCCUGUGCUGUAGGGACACUGAACUGAAACCAGACAAUCACGACUCGUCUAGACCCCGCGUUCGCCUACUCGCCUACGCCAUCCCGACCGGCACACACACACACACCAACACACACACGUUCAUUCAGGGUUUUUUUUUUUUCUUUGAUUAGCUUGUUGGUUCGUAAGUUGAUCCUGAGUUAUUGCACUGAUUCUAAAGAUUUGGAAAAGUCACAAAUCACUAAUCCGAAGCCCAGAGGGGGAAGAAAGGAUGUCAUGCCGGUUCACACCUCUUCCUAAGUUAUUUAAGUUAUUUGGCACUGUUUUGUGUUUGUAUAGUUCACAGUUUCAGCGCACCAGCUCACCCGCCCCUCUUAAUUUCGUUAAGUUCACACGUCUUAACCCCAUGAUGUAGCAUUUCAGGGCCCGGUCACACCACACAUUACAGGGAUCACGCUGGCUCGCAGACAUUCUCUCUUUCUUAAUCCGACAGUAGGUGGAGCGUUCCGAGUUAACAUUUUUUAUGGGUUUAAGUUCAUUUUAAAUGCUCUUUGUAUCUGGAAUAUUCCUUUCGUUCGUUUCUCGGUGUAUAUUUUAAGCGAUCUUAUUUUUUUAUAUAUACUGGUAUAUAUAAGAUGAGCUUUGCCACAGGAAAGCAGUUUUCUUAUCGAAGCAUCUCGCCGUACGGCUUCUUUUUUAAUAACUAACGGUGACCUCCCAGCGCUCGGAUGUACAAAAUAAUGCUCGGUAUGUGUGUGUCCUUUCUUAAGAAACGUCUGGGUCUGUCACUUUUCUUGGUAUUUUUGCAGGCAGAAUUAGGACAAGCGUGUUAGAGUGGGUACUCAGAGGCCUAUAUUUUAUCGUUCUGAACAGACAAGAUGAAGCAGAUAUAUAUAUUUACCCCAGCACUUGCCGGUCUCUCUCAUUGCGAUGUUCUCUGUCCUCUUUAUCUGCUAGAUAAUAAGUGUGAUCUUUUACCAUGUUGUUUAUUACAUGCAAGCAUCUCUGUACCAUUUCGAUUUAUUUUAUGUUCUGUUUUUAGUAUUAUCUGAUUUUUAUUUUUUUUUUAAUUCGUUGUCAUUUUGAAUCACUGUCAUCUUGGUUAAGCAUUUUGCUUCCAAGUGUGAACAUUUGAACUGUGUUUCUA
Molecule: messenger RNA, 2396 nt
Organism: Trichomycterus rosablanca
Lineage: Eukaryota; Metazoa; Chordata; Actinopteri; Siluriformes; Trichomycteridae
Gene: lef1
Product: lymphoid enhancer-binding factor 1
Exons: 11
Coding region: 1-1089 (362 amino acids)
Biological process (GO): canonical Wnt signaling pathway; regulation of transcription by RNA polymerase II
Cellular component (GO): beta-catenin-TCF complex; chromatin
Molecular function (GO): RNA polymerase II cis-regulatory region sequence-specific DNA binding; DNA-binding transcription factor activity, RNA polymerase II-specific
Source: RefSeq, a predicted model, not a curated record